Messenger RNA from Talpa occidentalis (Iberian mole), 564 nucleotides. RefSeq names its product membrane integral NOTCH2 associated receptor 2 (gene MINAR2). The record is from RefSeq and is a predicted model, not a curated record. Lineage: Eukaryota; Metazoa; Chordata; Mammalia; Eulipotyphla; Talpidae. The coding region runs from base 1 to 564 and encodes 187 amino acids. The transcript has 3 exons.
AUGGAUCUCUCUGUUUUGCCAAACAACAACCAUCCUGACAAAUUUCUGCAGCUCGAGGUCAAGUCUUUAAUGAGGAACUCUGUGCUUCUUCAAACAAGCCUGGCGAGGUUUCCGGGUGGGAAUUACCCUGUGGCACAACACUGGCAAAACCUCGUCUACUCGCAGAGAGAAGAGAAGAAUAUUACUCCUCAAAGAAAGAGGGGAUCCAGUGCAGAGGGCACCACUGCUGCAGACAGCCGACACCCAUCCCUGUCAUCAGUUCUGAAGAAUAACCCACUCUACGAUGACAUAAGUUUGGAAGAAGAAAGAAAAAAGAACCCUUCAUGGACCAUUGAAGAAUAUGAUAAGCAUUCCCUACACACAAACCUCUCUGGGCAUCUGAAGGAAAAUCCUAAUGAACUGCGGUUUUGGUUGGGAGACAUGUACACACCUGGUUUCGACACCUUGCUGAAGAAAGAAGAAGAACAAGAGAAGCAUUCAAAAUAUUGUCGUGUAGGUCUGAUUUUGCUCCUUGUUGCCUGUAUUUUGGUUUCCAUAGUGACUGUUAGCUCUUUUUUCACCUGA